GCAGUCGAGUUUGGCUCUAUUUUGCCUACUUUUGUUUUUGGUUGCAGCUGCUAAUUCCAAUUUUCCGCAACACACAAAAAACACACACGCCUCCGUUUUUCUUUUGUUUCCCUCUUCACUUCGUUAUCAUCGCCCCCUCUGCUACCUCCCUCAACCAUGCAAGCUCUCCAAGCGCCAUCGCUUCGAGGUUCCCCUCUAAACCCUCUCCAAAAACCCAAUCCCAAUCCCCAUUUUUCCAAUGUAUCGAGGCUUCGACCAAGGCUGACCAAGAGAUUCUCUUCCAUUACCGCUUCGUCCCCCACCGUUUCCGCUCCCAAGCGCGAGAAGGACCCCAAAAAACGGGUCGUCAUUACGGGGAUGGGCUUGGUUUCUGUUUUUGGAAACGAUGUCGAUGCUUACUAUGAUAAAUUGCUGGCUGGAGAGAGUGGGAUCGGACCUAUCGACCGUUUCGAUGCUUCCAAAUUUCCAACUCGGUUCGGCGGUCAGAUCCGGGGUUUCACUUCUCAAGGGUACAUUGAUGGAAAGAACGAUAGGAGGCUUGACGAUUGCUUGAGGUACUGCAUUGUUGCGGGCAAGAGGGCGUUGGAAGAUGCUGAUCUCGGGGGUGAUAAGUUAUCUAAGAUCGAUAAGGAGCGAACUGGAGUUCUUGUUGGAACUGGUAUGGGUGGUCUUACAGUGUUUUCUGAUGGUGUUCAAAAUCUGAUAGAGAAAGGUUACAGAAAAAUAACACCAUUCUUCAUUCCUUAUGCCAUAACAAACAUGGCAUCUGCUUUGCUUGGAAUUGAGCUUGGUUUCAUGGGUCCCAAUUAUUCAAUUUCAACUGCUUGUGCUACCUCCAAUUAUUGCUUCUAUGCUGCUGCUAACCACAUCCGUCGAGGUGAGGCUGAAUUGAUGAUUGCUGGUGGAACAGAAGCUGCAAUUAUUCCUAUUGGGCUGGGGGGUUUUGUUGCAUGUAGGGCAUUGUCUCAAAGAAAUGAUGAUCCUCAAACUGCAUCAAGGCCAUGGGACAAAGAUAGAGAUGGCUUUGUUAUGGGUGAAGGUGCUGGAGUAUUGGUAAUGGAAAGCUUGGAGCAUGCAAUGAAAAGAGGUGCACCAAUUAUUGCCGAGUACUUAGGUGGAGCUGUUAAUUGUGAUGCUUAUCAUAUGACUGAUCCAAGAGCUGAUGGUCUUGGGGUGUCUUCCUGCAUUGAGAGAAGCCUUGAAGAUGCUGGUGUGUCCCCUGAGGAGGUUAACUAUAUUAAUGCACACGCAACUUCUACCCUUGCUGGUGACCUGGCCGAGAUAAAUGCUAUUAAAAAAGUAUUCAAGAAUACAUCAGACAUCAAAAUCAAUGCCACAAAGUCUAUGAUAGGUCACUGCCUGGGUGCAUCGGGUGGUUUAGAAGCCAUUGCCACUGUGAAGGCCAUUACCACAGGAUGGCUGCAUCCCUCCAUAAAUCAAUUUAAUCCAGAGCCUUCAGUUGAGUUUGACACUGUUGCCAAUGUAAAGCAGCAGCAUGAGGUUAAUGUGGCAAUUUCCAAUUCUUUUGGAUUUGGUGGACACAACUCGGUCGUGGCAUUUUCUGCUUUCAAGCCAUGAAAAUCUCAUCGGUGGUUGGUCACUUAGUUUGCCUUUAUGAUGGAAGAUAAGAUGAGUCAGCUCUGAAUCUGUGAUCAGGCUGCUCCAUUCGUGUAACUUUCUUGAGCCAUUUGUAAUCGUUAGUGUUGUAAUAAUUUUGAGUGGAAUUCUAACUGGCCAAAGAAGUCUGGACCAAUUUCAUUUUUUUUUUCUUUAAACUUAUUUAUGAGGCUAAUCAGCAAUGAGAGAUUUUGUUUUGUUCUGAAUAAUGUAUUGAAUGGAAGACUGGGCCUAAGGGCUCUCGAUCUUUUAAGUCAAUUAUUUUAUCAA
Messenger RNA from Theobroma umbraticum, 1887 nucleotides. RefSeq names its product 3-ketoacyl-acyl carrier protein synthase I (gene KASI). The record is from RefSeq and is a predicted model, not a curated record. NCBI's taxonomy places the organism in Eukaryota, Viridiplantae, Streptophyta, Magnoliopsida, Malvales, Malvaceae. Gene Ontology annotation, cellular component: mitochondrion. Gene Ontology annotation, molecular function: 3-oxoacyl-[acyl-carrier-protein] synthase activity. Gene Ontology annotation, biological process: fatty acid biosynthetic process.